AAAUCGAAAGAAGGAAGUAAACAGGUCAUGCUGUCGUGUUUGAGGAGAUCAUACUUUCGAAUUCCUGUACUAUAGUAAUUACCACGUGACACCGUUAAUCAAUCAGACCUUACUCGAACGAGGCGCUUCUUGCUGAAGAUGGCAGGGUCCAGUGGUAUUGUACUUUUUUGUUUAGCUGUGUUGUAUUGCUUGAACAUUGCUGUAUCCGAGAAUCCGGGAUUUCAGACCAGAAUCACAGCGGCAGGACUCAAUUACGCAAACCAAGAAGCCAUUGUCCAGCUGUCGAAGAGUGUGAGGGGUCAGAAAAUCAAUAUCCCGCCUGGAAAGUCUGGCUCUGUAUCCUACUCCAUCACUGAUGCCGAAAUAACCAAAUUUGUACCACCAUCCUCGAGCUCGCUGAAACCGAUAGCAGGUAGUGGGCUGAAAUGGUCUGCUUCAAACAUAGAUCUCGCCAUGAGCGGUCACUUCAAAUACACAUUUAAGAAGGUUAUCAAGAUUUCGGAUCAUGGCAGCUUUGAUAUAUCCGUAUCUGGAGUUUCCUUCAGUGUACAAGCCGAUUUUGGAAUGGACACGACUGGACGCCCCAGCAUCAGAGCAGGUCCAUGCACAAGUGAUAUAGGAGGUGUGUCCAUCAAGUUCCACGGCAGAUGGGCAUGGGCAUACAAUGCAUUCAGAGGGCAAUUAGCGAAAAAGAUUAAAAGCCUACUCAAGGAUAAGAUGUGCGACCUGAUCAGUCGCUCUCUCAACACAGAUGCUGAAAAGUCUCUGUCAUCGUUGAAAAUUACUAUGGGUAUCGGAAAAAUGUUGGAGCUGAGCUACAAACUCACUGGCCCACCAAAGUUUACCUCUGACUAUAUGGAGACCUACCACAAGGGUGAAAUUGACUGGAAAUCUGCGCCUUCUCCGCCCCCUUUCCAGGCCCCAACCCUCCCCCAAUGGAACGACACAAGUCGUAUGAUGUAUUUGUGGGUGUCAGAUUUUAUGAUUAACAGUUUGUUUUACCAGGCUCAGCAACAUAACCUCCUCUCCUACAACCUCACUGCUCAGGACCUACCGAAAAGCACACGUGGAGUUUUGAAUACGACGUGUACCAGUUCACUGUGUAUCGGCAACUUUAUUCCACCGCUUCAGCAGAAGUAUCCAAAUUGCCAGAUAGAACUACGAAUGAAAAGUACAAAGAUGCCGCUGAUUUCAGUUGUCAAUGGUUCCAUAGAAACCAAGAUGGCCGGCUUAAUAGCCUUGUAUGUCCGACCUGUGAAAACUUCGUCAACUCUCUAUUUCAAGCCGAGAAGAACAGAGAACGAGCUUGGAAGCAGACUAGAGAGUAACACCAGGACAUCUGCCGACUACGUACUUACAAUGGAUGCGAACAUGACAUUGACCGGCCAGAUCAGUGUUGUGGAGCAGGUGAUGCACUAUAAGGUCACUAACAUGACUAUCACUGUUUCCCUACGAAACUCGACAAUCCCGAAUAUCACUGAAAAGGCACUGAACUUCCUUAUCAAGUAUGCAGUGGAAAAGUUUAUCCAGCCGAGUAUUGAUGAUCUUGGAAAGAAGGGAAUACUGCUACCACUCGGAAAGGUGUCAUUGAAAAAUGCCAAGUUAGUGCUACUGAAAGAUGCAUUCAUCAUCGCAACUGACCUGGUGUACCAUCCCGACAAUGAAUACUGAAUAUGUGAUAUAAUGAUGUUAAGUCACGUGGGACACAAGGGCCGAUGAAUAUUGGUCACAGAAAACAAACAUUUGUAUGUGUCGGGGAUCAAGAUCGUGACAUGCAAGAGAAAAAGAUGGAGUAGAGCGUCUAAAACAACCAUUCAAUUUUCACAAAUUUCACAUUUUUCCAUUCAAGCUAGUCGACCUUUUAAAUUGUUUUUGUAUAUGAUUAUCUUUUAUAUAUUUUACAUAUAAAAAUUUGAUACAUUAUAUAAUUUUGUAAUUGCGGUUAAAACUUUUUUUGGUAUUGCUCUAUUUUUUUCUGCUUCACCGUAUACUCUCGCGUUUUCCUGUCUCAGCAUUUACUUUGUGCUUCAAAAAAUCUGAUGGUAAAAUUAUAUUGAUCUUGUUUUGUCACUAUUUCGAGACUUUGGGUUCUUUAAAUAUUAGUUCCUUUUUAUGUUUCGUAGGAUCUGUUUCAAAUAUUGAAUUGUAGUUUGAUAAAGCUUUUAUGAAUGUUUUUUGUAUCAUUAUGAACUUACAUCAUAAUAAAGGAAAUCUUUGUUUGAA
This is a messenger RNA of Mizuhopecten yessoensis (Yesso scallop), 2223 nucleotides long. RefSeq names its product lipopolysaccharide-binding protein-like. Gene Ontology annotation, molecular function: lipid binding. The record is from RefSeq and is a predicted model, not a curated record. The coding region runs from base 139 to 1671 and encodes 510 amino acids. The transcript has 15 exons. Lineage: Eukaryota; Metazoa; Mollusca; Bivalvia; Pectinida; Pectinidae.